CAAAUUAAACAUGGUGGUGAAAGAAGAAUGGUAGAUUAAAUUGAUAGAGAUUUUGAAUUAGUAUCUUACAAUUCUCAUCCAUAUUAAUUAUUUACUUAUACAAUUUGGAAUUAAUAUUUAGCAAAUCAAUAAGAAGCAUAUGAAUAAAGAAAGAAUGGUGGAAAAGCUAUUGAAGAUUAAGUUAUUGAUCAUAUUAGGUAUAUAUUUUGAAUAUUAUUUUAUUAAGUGAAUUGGUAAAGGAUGAAAAAGCUAAAUUAGGAGCUGGAAAAUAAUUGAGUAUUGAAAGAACAGCAGAAAUUGUUAUGAAUGUGAUGAGAUAAUUGAGAGCAGCUUAAUAAAGACCAAAUCUUAAUAAUAGGUAAAGAUUUACUACUUAUAAGUAAGACGUGCAGAUGGAGAAUUUGAUGAUUUCCUUGAAUAAAGAAGACCAUUCACAGCUCCAAAUAACUAAUCAGCUACUCAUUGAGCUGAUUAUAUUAAAAACAAUAUAUAACAACUUAUUAAUUAU
Molecule: messenger RNA, 508 nt
Organism: Paramecium primaurelia
Lineage: Eukaryota; Ciliophora; Oligohymenophorea; Peniculida; Parameciidae
Source: the annotation of a GenBank genome assembly